Messenger RNA from Debaryomyces fabryi, 246 nucleotides. RefSeq names its product telomerase subunit (gene EST3). NCBI's taxonomy places the organism in Eukaryota, Fungi, Ascomycota, Pichiomycetes, Serinales, Debaryomycetaceae. The record is from RefSeq and is a predicted model, not a curated record. The transcript has a single exon. Bases 1 to 246 code for a protein of 81 amino acids.
AUGACUGAUUGGGGAAUAACAAUUGAAGAUGGGAUAUCUGUUGCCGUUUUAGAGAUUCUUGAUUUAGAAAUAUUUCAAAGGGACCAAAUUAUUUUAGGUGUUAAUAUUCAGAAUAGUUUGCAACUUAUAUAUUACGAUAAAGCAUAUCUAAACUUGUGUGGUAAAAAUAGACAGAGGACUCCAAAUGAAGAGGAUGGGGUUAAACAAAUAAUACUGCAAUGCUACGACGAUGUGAUAUCCAUAUAA